Actinia tenebrosa (Australian red waratah sea anemone) is the source of this 711-nucleotide messenger RNA. RefSeq lists its product as uncharacterized. Lineage: Eukaryota; Metazoa; Cnidaria; Anthozoa; Actiniaria; Actiniidae. The record is from RefSeq and is a predicted model, not a curated record. Gene Ontology annotation, cellular component: trans-Golgi network.
UCUGAAAAACACACAUUUAAAAGGUGUACACUUUUGUAUAAAUUUAAUGUGAGAAAAAUAAGGAAGUUCACAAGUUCUGAAAGACAAAUACAUCUAAAAUGUCCCAAAGUGAGAGAAUCGCGUCAAAAGAUGUUUUAUAUAGGGAGGGGUGAGGGAAACACAAAACACUAGUGCCCAGUGUUCGGAGGAACACAUAACUCGGGGGAACACAAAUCCCUGUGACCGAGAAACGAUAGUGCUGACCAAGAGGAACGUGGGCUCUGUGUACGAUUGAUUGUCGAUAGUGUUUGGGCUGCCUGUGGUCUGAGUCACGAGAAUCAAUCCAAUAUGGCGGCUCUCCCAUCACUUCCGUCUCUCUGUCGUCUGACUUUCUUAUUGAGUUUUUCCUGUCUUUCCCUGACAUCAGCAGCAAAAACAUGUAAAAAGUUAGACACUUGUAGCUGCAAAAUGGAUGACGGUUCAGGGAUUAUAAGUCUGCAGGAUUUAGAUCACAAGGACGGGACACCAAGUUUUACAGGAAUCAAAGAUACAGUGAAUAAAGACUACAAAUUUGACUGGAACCCUUGUACUCCUCUUAAGGCUGCAGGACCAUGUAAAGGCAGCAAUGCUUGUCAGCGUACACCAGAUCUGUUUCCUGUUGGAAAGCCUGAUACAACUUUCUCUGUCAAUCCUGAUGGUACGGUACUGAUGACCUAUGAAAAAGUGACUUAU